AUGGCACAGGCAGGAAAAAUUGAUAAUGCAAUACUGGAAAUGGAAAGGUUGAAUAUCAAGAUCAUGGGCAUUAGUGAAAUGCGUUGGCCAGGAGCAAGCUACUGUGAUAUUGGUAAAUAUCGAGUUUACUAUUCUGGAACAUCAGAUGGAAGUUUUCAGUGUGGUGUGGGAAUCAUAGUAAGUAAAUCAGUAGCAGAUAGUGUAACAAAUUUUAUUCCGGUCUCAGAGCGAGUCAUGCUAUUACAAAUAAGAACUUCUCCUACACCUCUGAACAUCAUACAGGUGUAUGCUCCAACAACAGACCAUCCAGAUGAAGAAAUGGCUGAAUUCUAUUCACAGAUCACGAUGGUGUUGGGGCAGUUACCAAAACAAGAUGAAAACACUCCAAGUUUUGACUCGCGUAGUCUGCUAGUGCCUGGUUUCGCAGCACAAGCGCUAGCGGCAGUUACGUCAAUGAUGGCUGCCUUCACUGGACCCGAGCGUGCUAGCUGUGUGUACUGGUUUGAAAAACGGCAUAGUGUACCUUAA
Nilaparvata lugens (brown planthopper) is the source of this 528-nucleotide messenger RNA. RefSeq names its product craniofacial development protein 2-like. The record is from RefSeq and is a predicted model, not a curated record. The transcript is spliced from 2 exons. NCBI's taxonomy places the organism in Eukaryota, Metazoa, Arthropoda, Insecta, Hemiptera, Delphacidae. The coding region runs from base 1 to 528 and encodes 175 amino acids.